GCAAAACGCUAUCACCUUGCGUAAGUAGGAUUUGGUGUAUAUAUGGAGCACUUAAAAGGUUCCGCUCUUGUUGCUUUACUUGUUUUUUCUACUUUUCUUAUGGUGUCCCAAAGUCGAAAUAUCAAUAUUGAUAACUCCCACGGAGAAGUCAAGCCUCAGGGCUUAGGGUUGGACUUGGGUAACGGCAUAGGUAUUGGUCUUGGCACUGGCAUUGGUAUAGGGCUGGGCGGAUCUGGGUCCGGUGCAGGUUCGGGCUCGGGCUCGGGCGGCUCAUCAUCAAGUUCGAGCUCAAGUUCAAGUUCGAGCUCUACUAGCUCCGGUGGAGGAGGCAAUGCAGGAUCCGAAGCCGGAUCCUAUGCGGGAUCAGGUGCUCGUUCAAAUAACGGCAGAAGCAACGGAGGGAGCGGAUAUGGUGGCGGCUAUGGAGGAGGUUACGGUGGCGGUGGCGGGCACUAAGUGGUACCCGGUCGGCCCAUGGUAGCUAGUCACUACAAGGAAAUAUUAAAGUGGGAAUAAAUGAAAACUUUAAACUAGAUACUAUAUAUCUAUAAAAUAUUUGGGUUUAAAAAUAUGAUGCAGUACGUUCUUAUGUCACAUACUCAGCUCAUAUGUAGGUAUGCUUUCUUUUCUAUAUUGAUCGAUACUUUUAAGUUGAUCGAGUUUGUAAUAUUAUUCUAUGUACCAUCUAUUUGAAUGUAUUGGUAAAAUACGAUAGUACAUGUUUUACAAAUUACCAUAAACCAGACGAAUUUAGAAAGUAAUUUGUGUUAGCUAAAGAACGAUUGGAC
Messenger RNA from Cuscuta epithymum, 788 nucleotides. The record is from the annotation of a GenBank genome assembly. NCBI's taxonomy places the organism in Eukaryota, Viridiplantae, Streptophyta, Magnoliopsida, Solanales, Convolvulaceae.